Messenger RNA from Aspergillus mulundensis, 1881 nucleotides. RefSeq names its product Mis12-Mtw1 family protein. The transcript is spliced from 4 exons. Gene Ontology annotation, biological process: cell division; mitotic sister chromatid segregation. Bases 1 to 1881 code for a protein of 626 amino acids. The record is from RefSeq and is a predicted model, not a curated record. Gene Ontology annotation, cellular component: MIS12/MIND type complex. Lineage: Eukaryota; Fungi; Ascomycota; Eurotiomycetes; Eurotiales; Aspergillaceae.
AUGACCGUCACUGUCCUAGCCACUCCUACAACUCAGACGAAACGUCGCGAACCUCUGAGGGUAAUUGAUAUGGCAUCGUCCCAGGCGCGGGCGCGUCAUGCCGCCGCGCCUGGCGGGACCGGUAAAAGCGGCGGGAGACGGACGCGGUCUAGUAUGGACAAGCGGGAGACGAUCGACGAAAGUGUAAAUGGGGAUAAGAAGCGCAAGGCUGGUGAGUUGUGCUCGGUGGUUUACAGGGGUGACGGUACUGACCGGGUUUCUGAUGGUGGUGCAGGGGUCUACGACGAGGAUAUAGAAGGAUUCCAGUUCUCGCGCAUUACGAAUAAAAAGCAGAAAGCGUCCAAAAGUACCGAGCAGCCGGCUCUUCCGGCUCCAGAGGAACCAGCGCCGCAGCCUUCGCCGAGGAGGGGCCGACCGCCGAAGAAGCGAGCGGAAGAGAAGGCGAGCGAUGUAGCGGAACCGAAGAAGGCUUCAGAGGGGACGGGCAAGCGGCAAACGCGAGGGAGGGCGAAACAGGCUCCGGCGCCGGAGCCAGAGCCAGAGCCAGAGCCGGAAACCGAACCUCAACCACAGCCUCGAACCGAACGGAGUAAGCGCUCAUCGCGAAAACGGGACGAAGGAGAGCAGGUUCAGGCUCAGCAGGUCCCUGUUGAAAAGAAGCGGAGGAAAGGUCGGCCGAGCAAAUCUCAUGAGCAGCAGCGGAAUGGAUUCGUGUCUCCAGAACAACCGCAGGCUGAGACGGCUACUACGAUUGCUCUUCCUGUGGCGGAUACGCCGGUUAUUCAGAGAAAUCGGGAGAUGCGGGGGAAAAAGUCAGGCAAGGGAAGCCGGCGGAGUAGUCUCAGCAUGAGGGGGCGGCGGGCCAGCUCGUUGAUUGAUUCCGGCGCAUCGAACGCGUUGCCUCACGAUAAAGUGAAUACGGCGGAAUUCUACAAGCACAUCGCGGCCGACGGCUUAGUAGAGCCCCGGCGGAUGAGGCAGCUUCUGAUUUGGUGCGGUACGCGGGCAUUGUUGGAUAAGCCGUCGGGCUCGCGCUCGGGAGACGAGAGCGCCCGAUUAGCAGCGCGCGUGAUUCAGGAGGAGUUAGUCAAAGAUUUCGCCAGCAAUUCGGAGCUUUCAAAUUGGUUCUCGCGAGAGGACACGGCUCCCACGGUAGUGGUGAAGAAGGCCAAUCCGAAGAACGUGCAGAAUCAGGAUAAGAUCAAGGAGUUGGAGGAGCAAAUACAAAAAUUGCAAAAAGAGAGGCAUGCUCUCAACGCGUUAUUACGCCCUCCCUCAAUACCAAGGACAAAGUCGAAACAGGUGCCAAACGGGCAAUCAGACAAACAACCGCCAGAGCCUUCACCACCAGCAUCUUCAGACGAACACAUCGACCCAUCAGUGUUAGACCCCUCUCAACAGCAAAUCCUCGCAUCUCUACGCCCAACCACCGCAAGGCAAGACACACAACCACCCCCUCAACCCGACCAACCACAACCAGAACCACAAUCUCAACCCCUCGAAUCCAAACCCGAACCCAUCCUCCCACCAAUGCCACCACCCUCCAUAUCCACCCGCCUCUCCAAAAUAACAAGCCGCCUCGCCCCAACCAUCGACUCCUUCGCCGCAGGCCUCCACGACGUCGAGCUCUACCGCUCCAUGUCCGACGCCGUCUCAUCAAAAGCACUACAGAUCUGCGCUGAGCGAUUAGAAGAGCGUGAUGCGCGGAACGCACUGCGACGACUAGCCAUCACGGCACCAGGGGACGCAGAAGCCGAGACAUCGGGGCAAGGAGAAGGAGAAGGAGAAGAAGGGAUCCCGUUCCGAACAAGAUCACGAACACGCCCGAGGGAAGAUCUAGGACCCAUUCUGGGCGCGCUGAGUCGGGUCGAGAGGCGGUGA